AUGGCGUCACCCCUCGUUGUCGCCGUCAACCUGUCGAGCCCCGAUCAAGAUGGCCUGGCCAUGAAUGAGAUUGCCCGUGUUGGCAGCGCUUUCGUCAAAGCAUCAUCCAAUCUCUCCCAGACAACCGAAUUCAUCAGCAAAUACUCGCGCCUUCUUGAUGUCUUUGUCGACGUCAGCGAUGUUGGCCCAGACGAGACCGCAGAUAUUCUCAACUCCGGAGCCGCCAAGGUCUUUCUCUCUUCAAAACAGUUUGCCGUGCUCUCUGUCGAACACGAGAUCCCAGCUGCCCGGUUAGCGGUUCAAGUGGCUUCAGCGGAAGAUGUACAAGCAGUUAAGAAUUGGAUCGCCAAUGCCCCAGACGGCAAGGAUAUCAGCGUGUCGACGAACGGUGCUGCCAUUGAGCUUUUCGAGACCUUUGCCUUGGCCCGCGACGGAAGCCAGGUAUACAAAACGUUUGGAGGAGACGCUACCGAAUCGGUAGUUAUUGAAAAUGUAUCGCAAGGCGUCGUUGCCAUUGUGCCGUCCUCACGGCUCGCUCUGGCACCACAAUCGAAUGAUACAGUGUCGGCUGCCAAUGUCCUCGCCAGCAAGGCGGUGGCAGAUGCAAACACGGGGUUAUAUGCCACGUUGGUCACUGAUGAAAGGGGCGUUGCGCUGGGCUUCGUGUGGAGCAGCAAGGAAAGUCUCGUGGAGGCCUUGAAGACGGGUACCGGUGUAUAUCAAUCACGAAAGCGCGGUCUUUGGUACAAGGGCCAGACCAGCGGCGACACUCAAGAGCUGCAAAGCGUGGGCUUCGACUGCGACGGAGACUGCAUGGUCUUCCGGGUCAAACAACAGGGAAAGGGUUUCUGUCAUUUGGGCACAAACACCUGCUUUGGUCGGUAUGGCGGUCUGUCUCGCUUGCAAAAGACCCUCCAGUCUCGCAAAGAAAACGCCCCCGCAGGCUCAUACACCGCGCGUCUCUUCAACGACCCCAAGCUUGUGGAAGCCAAGAUUAUGGAAGAGGCCGAGGAACUGUGCCAGGCCACGACAAAAGACGAAAUUGCAUCUGAAGCUGCCGAUCUGAUUUACUUCGCCCUGACCCGCUGCAUUGCCGCCGAUGUCAACCUUGAAGACGUCGAGCGAAACCUGGACAUGAAAGAUCUCAAGGUGAAACGGCGUAAGGGUGACGCAAAGGCUCGCUGGGCUGAGAAAGUCGGCUUGUCACAGGAGCCAGCAGCACCACCAAUGGCCGCACCACAGGAAACGGCUACAGCCACCCCUAAGUCUGAUCGCAUUGAGAUGAAACGCCUCAACACGACGACAACCUCGAUGACUACUAUCAAGGAGGCUCUCCAGCGUCCAUCUCAGAAAUCAAACGACGCCAUUGUGGAACUAAUCAAACCGAUCGUCAACGACGUCCGCACGAAUGGAGAUGCCGGUGUUUUGAAAUACACUCACAAAUUCGAAAAGGCGACCUCGCUAACAUCACCGGUCAUCAAAGCACCAUUCCCUGAGAAUUUGAUGCAACUGUCCGCCGACACCAUCAAAGCUAUCGACGUGAGUUAUGAGAAUAUCCGCAAGUUCCAUGCUGCACAGCAGGACGAGAAGCCAUUGGUCGUUGAAACCAUGCCUGGUGUGGUCUGCUCGCGGUUCUCCCGUCCUAUUGAGCGUGUCGGUCUUUAUAUCCCUGGUGGAACUGCUGUUCUGCCGUCGUCCGCCCUCAUGCUUGGUGUGCCUGCAAUGGUUGCCGGUUGCAAAAAGAUCGUCUUAGCCUCACCACCACGUUCAGAUGGAAGCAUAUCUCCUGAGAUUGUCUACGCCGCGCACAAGUGUGGUGCUGAGAGCAUUGUUUUGGCCGGCGGCGCCCAGGCCAUUGCAGCCAUGGCGUAUGGCACGGAGAGCGUCACCAAAGUUGACAAGAUUCUCGGACCCGGAAACCAGUUUGUCACCGCGGCCAAGAUGAUGGUCUCCAACGACACGUCUGCAGGUGUCAGUAUCGACAUGCCUGCUGGUCCUAGCGAGGUUCUUGUCAUCGCAGACAAGUAUGCCAACCCGGCGUUUGUUGCCUCGGACCUACUGAGUCAAGCCGAGCACGGCGUCGAUUCGCAGGUCAUUCUUAUCGCUGUUGAUCUGGAUGAUAAAGAACUGGCAGCAAUUGAGGAACAGCUGCACCAGCAGGCCAACGCCCUUCCUCGAGUGGACAUUGUGCGUGGCUCAAUCGACCAUUCAGUUACAUUUGUGGUGAAGACCCUCGAAGAAGCGAUGAACCUCAGCAACGAAUAUGCACCAGAGCAUUUGAUUCUACAGAUUCAGGACGCAGAGAGCGUAGUACCCUUGGUACAAAACGCCGGCAGCGUCUUCAUCGGCCAGUGGACUCCGGAGAGUGUGGGCGACUACUCUGCAGGCGUCAAUCAUUCUUUGCCGACGUACGGAUACGCAAAACAGUACUCUGGAGUCAAUCUCGGUUCUUUCAUAAAGCACAUCACCUCGUCGAACCUGACUGCCGAGGGUCUUCGCAAUGUAUCAAGCGCGGUGAUGCAGCUGGCCGCUGUCGAGGGCCUCGAUGCUCACAAGCGCGCGGUGAGCAUCCGCAUGGAUGCUAUGAGCAAGGAUGCAUGA
This is a messenger RNA of Talaromyces rugulosus, 2601 nucleotides long. RefSeq lists its product as uncharacterized. Bases 1 to 2601 code for a protein of 866 amino acids. The transcript has 2 exons. Gene Ontology annotation, biological process: L-histidine biosynthetic process. Gene Ontology annotation, cellular component: cytoplasm. Gene Ontology annotation, molecular function: histidinol dehydrogenase activity; phosphoribosyl-ATP diphosphatase activity; metal ion binding. NCBI's taxonomy places the organism in Eukaryota, Fungi, Ascomycota, Eurotiomycetes, Eurotiales, Trichocomaceae. The record is from RefSeq and is a predicted model, not a curated record.